Myotis myotis is the source of this 2412-nucleotide messenger RNA. RefSeq names its product protocadherin alpha-5-like. Lineage: Eukaryota; Metazoa; Chordata; Mammalia; Chiroptera; Vespertilionidae. The coding region runs from base 7 to 2412 and encodes 801 amino acids. Gene Ontology annotation, molecular function: calcium ion binding. The transcript has a single exon. Gene Ontology annotation, biological process: homophilic cell-cell adhesion. Gene Ontology annotation, cellular component: plasma membrane. The record is from RefSeq and is a predicted model, not a curated record.
UUUGCGAUGGUAUGUUCCCAAAGAAGUACGGGAGCCCGGCGUCUGCUGCUCUCACUUCUGCUCAUCGCAGCCUGGGAGGCCGGGAGCGGCCAGGUCCACUACUCCGUCCAGGAGGAGGCCAAGCACGGCACCUUCGUGGGUCGCAUCGCGCAGGACCUGGGGCUGGAGCUGGCGGAGCUGGUGCCGCGCCUGUUCCGGGUGGCGUCCAAAGGCCGCGGGGACCUUCUGGAGGUAAAUCUGCAGAAUGGCAUUUUGUUUGUGAAUUCUCGGAUCGACCGCGAGGAGCUGUGCGGGCGGAGGGCUGAGUGCAGCAUCCACCUGGAGGUGAUGGUGGAGAGGCCGCUGAAGCUUUUCCAUGUGGAGGUGGAGGUGAAGGACAUUAAUGACAACCCGCCAAGGUUCUUGCGACAAGAACAAAGAUUAUUUAUUUUAGAAUCAAGAACAGUAGAUUCCAGGUUUCCGCUAGAGGGCGCAUUUGAUAUGGAUAUCGGAGCAAACGCAGAAUUGAGAUACAAGUUAAAUUCUAAUGAACAUUUUCAUUUGGAUGUGAAAACAAAUGAAGAAGGAACUAACUCUUUAGGGCUAGUAUUGACGAAGCCAGUAGACAGAGAAGAAACCCAAGAACUUCGUUUAUUACUGAUUGCAGUGGAUGGAGGAAAACCUGAACUAACAGGUACUGUUCAGUUAUUGAUCAAUGUAUUGGAUGCAAAUGAUAAUGCCCCAGAAUUUGAUAAAUCAGUGUAUAACGUUAGAUUACUUGAAAAUACACCGAAUGGGACGUUAGUUAUUAAACUGAACGCCUCAGAUGCAGAUGAGGGUAUUAAUAAGGAAAUAGUGUACCUCUUUAGUAAUCUUGUUCUUGACAAUGUAAAAUCUAAAUUUACAAUCAAUUCUAAUAGUGGGGAAAUAACGGUUAAGGGAGAACUGGAUUAUGAAGACUGUAAUUUAUAUGAAAUCAACAUCGAUGCUGUAGAUAAAAGUCCAUUCCCAUUAACUGGACACUGCAAAGUAAUAGUGAAACUCUUGGAUGAGAAUGAUAACACUCCGGAGAUGGCCGUAACUUCCCCAUCUCUGCCGGUCAAAGAGGAUGCUCCACCGGGCACCGUCAUUGCUUUGAUCAGUCUGUCCGACCGAGAUUCCGGAGCCAACGGACAAGUGACCUGCACCCUGUCGCCACACGUUCCCUUCAAGCUGGUGUCUACCUUCAAGAAUUACUACUCACUAGUGCUGGACAGCGCCCUGGACCGCGAGAAGGUGUCACACUACGAGUCGGUGGUGACAGCGCGGGACGGGGGAUCGCCUUCUCUGUCGUCCACAGCCAGCCUGUCCGUGGAGGUGGCCGACGUGAACGACAACGCGCCGCUGUUCGCGCAGCCCGAGUACACGGUGUUCGUGAAGGAGAACAACCCGCCCGGCCGCCACAUCUUCACGGUGUCGGCGCGGGACUCGGACGCGCAGGAGAACGCGCGGGUGUCCUACUCGCUGGUGGAGCGGCGGGUGGGCGAGCGCGCGCUGUCGAGCUACGUGUCGGUGCACGCGGAGAGCGGCCAGGUGUCCGCGCUGCAGCCUCUGGACCACGAGGAGCUGGAGCUGCUGCAGUUCCAGGUGAGCGCGCGCGACGCGGGCGAGCCUCCUCUGGGCAGCACCGUGACGCUGCGGGUGUUCGUGCUGGACGAGAACGACAACGCGCCCGCGCUGCUGCCUCCGGCUCCCGGCGGCCCGGGCGGUGCUGUGAGCGAGCUGGUGUCGCGGUCGGUGGGCGCGGGCCACGUGGUGGCGAAGGUGCGCGCGGUGGACGCGGACUCGGGCUACAACGCGUGGCUGUCGUAUGAGCUGCUGCCGGCGGCGGGUGGUGCGCGCAGCCCGUUCCGCGUGGGGCUGUACACGGGCGAGAUCAGCACGACGCGUGCCCUGGAGGAGGCGGACUCUCCGCGGCAGCGCCUGCUGGUGCUGGUGAAGGACCAUGGCGAGCCGGCGCUUAUGGCCACCGCCACUGUGCUGCUGUCGCUGGUGGACAGUGGACAGGCUCCUAAGGCCUCAUGGCGAGCGUCUUCUGGCCCCGUGAACGCGGAGGCGGCGCUGGUGGACGUGAACGUGUACCUGAUCAUCGCCAUCUGCGCGGUGUCCAGCCUGUUGGUGCUCUCGCUGCUGCUGUACACGGCCCUGCGGUGCUCCGCGUCGCCCACGGAGGGUGCGUGCGGGCCGGGGAAGCCCGUGCUGGUGUGCUCCAGCGCGGUGGGCAGCUGGUCGUACUCACAACAGAGGCGGCAGAGGGUGUGCUCUGGGGAGGGGCCGCCCAAGACGGACCUCAUGGCCUUCAGUCCCAGCCUACCUCAGGGUCCCAGCUCUGAAGACAAUGUGAGUCUCAAAUAUUUUAUUCAUGGUUAUUUUCGUCAUUUUUUUCAUAUUUAA